Phytomonas sp. EM1 is the source of this 637-nucleotide messenger RNA. Lineage: Eukaryota; Euglenozoa; Kinetoplastea; Trypanosomatida; Trypanosomatidae. The record is from the annotation of a GenBank genome assembly.
GCGGUAUACUUCGUGUACGAGAGCUUUGCACCAGCGAAAGGGUUCAUCGAACAGGCACACCGACGAGAUAAAUCAUGGUUCACUCCUACGGUCUGAAGAGCGGCACCCGCCACCUCUUUGCGAAGAAGUUCCGCAAGCAUGGCAUGCCCUCCGUCUCCACGAUCCUCACGAAUGUGAAGAUCGGGGAUUACGUCGACGUCGUCGCGGACUCCGCCGUUCGCGCGGGAAUGCCGCAUAAAUACUACCACGGCCGCACGGGCAUCGUCUGGAACGUCACCCCGCGUGGCGUGGGGGUGAUUAUCAACAAACCCGUCCGCACCCGCACCCUGCGCAAGCGCAUCUGCGUUCGCUUCGAGCACAUCCGCAAAUCGCGCUGCCAGGAGGCGUUCAAGCAGAAGGAGCGCGACUUCCAGGCCUUCCAGGCGGCGAAGAAGGCCGGCAAGGCGCUCCCGGAGCCGAAGAAGAGCAACCGCCUCGGCGGGAUGGUGCGGCCGAAGAACGUGGAGGUGCUCGCUCGCUGCGCCUCCGACUACGACGCCUACAUGCCCUACUAAAGUCAAAGCCUAGGUUGAGGAAAUCGAGUAAAAUCGCGAUUAUUAUUAUUAUGAUUAUCAUUUGGUAAACUCUUUGAUAAAAA